AUGUCUGAUAUUUUAGUUGUUAUCCCUAGCCGCCUAGAAUCAACGCGUUUGGCGCAAAAGCCCUUGGCUGAUAUUGGUGGAACGCCUCUCGUCGUCCAUGCUUGGCGCCAUGCCGUCAAUGCCGAUGUGGGCGAGGUUAUUGUCGCAUGUUGUUCAGAACAAGUUGCUGAUGUUGUAGAAUCCUCUGGAGGAAAGGCGGUCUUAACAGACCCGGCCCUUCCUUCCGGAUCUGAUCGUGUCCACGCAGCAGCCCAAGCAAUUGGAGGUUCUGCAGAAAUCAUUGUUAACUUACAAGGAGAUCUCCCUUCAAUCCGUCCAGAAACGGUUCGGGGAGCUUUAAAGCCUUUAGACAAUCCUCAAAUUGACAUUGGAACAGUGGCUGCAAUCAUGGCUCCUGAACUUAAGAAUGAACCAAGCGCUGUCAGCAUUGCAACACACCUUGAUGAAAAUGGCCUGGGACGCGCCCUUUAUUUCUCCCGCUCUCCCAUUCCUUGGGGAGAAGGCCCCCUAUAUCAUCACGUUGGCCUUUAUGCUUACCGCC
Stylophora pistillata is the source of this 541-nucleotide messenger RNA. Its product is annotated as 3-deoxy-manno-octulosonate cytidylyltransferase-like. NCBI's taxonomy places the organism in Eukaryota, Metazoa, Cnidaria, Anthozoa, Scleractinia, Pocilloporidae. The record is from RefSeq and is a predicted model, not a curated record.